Molecule: messenger RNA, 2882 nt
Organism: Nerophis lumbriciformis (worm pipefish)
Lineage: Eukaryota; Metazoa; Chordata; Actinopteri; Syngnathiformes; Syngnathidae
Gene: cip2a
Product: cellular inhibitor of PP2A
Source: RefSeq, a predicted model, not a curated record
GGAAGUAGAUGCAUUUUCAAAAGCAGUGAAAAACUAGCAAACUGUAAUAAAUAUUUCUUGUUUUUAUUUGGGCUCGUCGUCGAAUAGCGCCGGGAGUUUUAAACACCCCAUGUGACAUUGAACGGACUUAUUUUUUUACCUUAUUUUUUACUUUGACGUCGGCCAUUUGAGACACGUUUAACGUAUUAAUAGCGACAUAGGUGGGCGAAGUUGUUGGGAAUGGACGUGACGACAUGUUUAAAGUCGCUUCUUCUCGCCUUGCAGCAAUAUGGAGGCGACAGGAGCGCUCACAACACUGCACAGCUCCUCAAACAAGUGGAGGAGGUCUCUGCCCCCAAGUGCGACCAGCUGCUGUCCUCGGGCCAGCUUUUACCCAUCGAGUGCGUCCGUGGCCUGGUGGAGCUGACGGGCAACCCAAACACUUGCCCCGCCUUGGCAAGCGCCAUCAUCUCCUUGCUGGCGCAGCUGGCGUGCGAUGACGACAGCAGGAGGAUGCUUCACAGCAGCUUCAACCUCACCAACAUCAUGGCCUCCGUCAUCCACCGCCACAGCGCCACCCCAGGAGACCCUGUAGUACUGCAGAGUCUCCAGUUGCUGCAGAAGCUGACCUACGACACCCGCGUCUUUCCGUCCACAAACAUUCAUGAGCUGGUGGGCUUCCUCAUGACCAACAUCCUCUCCCAGAAAGAUGACAUCAUCAUGCCGUGCCUCGGCCUGAUGGCCAACCUGUGUCGGGGCAACCACCUGGUGCAGAGUCACAUCAAGUCUCUGGAUAACGUCAAGCCGUUUUAUCGAACGCUGAUUAACUUUCUGGCUCACCACAGUCUGACCGUGGUGGUCUUCACUUUGUCCAUCCUGGCUAGCCUCACUCUGAAUGAGAAGGUUGGAGAGAAGCUGUUUGACGCCAAGAACAUCCACCAGACCUUCCAGCUGGUCUUCAACAUCAUUGUGAACGGCGACGGCACUCUCACCAGGAAGUACUCUGUGGACCUUUUGGUUGAUCUCCUGGGAAACCCUAAAAUUGCAGAUUAUCUCACCCGGUAUAAGCACUUUCCAGCGUGUGUGUCCAAGGUUUUAGGACUGCUGCAGUUAAAAGAUCCUGCCUCUGCAGCCAUGGUGUUGGAGCUGCUCCUCGCCAUGAGUGGCGUCCCGGGCCUGCGUCUGCCGCUGUGCCAGGUCCUGUUCAAGCCGGCUGCGCCCAAGCUCAGCGCGGCGGGCAGCAGACAGGCGGAGUCGGGGCUGGCGCUGGUGCAGUGGCUGAGCUCGCCUGUGAAGGGCGCCGAGGGCUGCUCGCUGAAGGCUCUGCGGCUGCUGAAGGAGCUGCUGGAGGAGGCACUGGGCGCUGCCUUUGUGUCGGAUGGCGUGCGGAGUUUUGUGGAAAUGCUACUUCCUGUCCUGCUGGGCUUCGUCCAGGGAGACGUUGACUUGAGACAACACUGCGUACGCAUUUCUCGCGUCAGCGGCGUGCUGCUCAUCAUGUGCGCCGAGGACGCCGCGCGGGCGCUGGUGGCCGAGCAGGUGAGCGCCCAGCUCUGCCUCUCGCAGGUGGAGACCCUCCUUGUCACUUGCCAUAGCAACACCCCUCUGCCUCCCGGCUCGGAUGACAACCUGAGUCAAGUGUGUGCCGAGGCUCUGUUGAAGACGUUGGAGUUGAUGAGCAAACUGAGGCAGCAGGUGAAGGACAUGGAGACCAGCUUCUACCGCGUGCUACAGGACCACAGGAUAGCCACGCCCCUCUCCCUCGCCCUGACCUCUUUCCACAGGGAGCGCGUGCAGACCGGCCUCGCUCUCUUGUUAGAGGCCACGCCCCUCCCGGACUUUCCGUCCCUGGUUCUCGGAGAGAGCAUCGCCGCCCACAACUCUUACCGCCAAAGAGAGGCGGAGCUGGCCGUCAAGCGCAUCGCAGUGAAGGACGUGCCGCCGCCGCCUCUUCCUCGGGUAAACGCCAGUGGACUGGAGGUGUCCAGCGCAGCCAGCAGUGGUGUCCACAGUCUGGUUGAAAAGCUCCACAGCGGCUUGGAGCUGCAGGAGCAGACGAAGGACGCCCACGUGUCUGACAUCAUUGACGUUUAUGAACAGCAGCUCGCUUCCAAGGAGAGCCUUGUUCAGGACCUGCUGGAAGCCAAAGCCGCGGCGGUGUCCCAGGCCGACCACCUCAUCGCUCAGUAUCACUUCCAGCGAGCUCAAGCCGAGGCCGAGGCUCGUAAGCUGGCCAGUUUGCUGAAGGAGGCGGAGCGGCGGCGAGAAGAGCUGCAGGGCGAACUGGGCGCCCAGCUGGAGGAGGCGAAACGCUCCAAGGCCGACACGGAGGAGCUGCUGCAGCACAACGCGCGCCUGCAGCAUGACUCGGAGGAACACCAGGCCCUCAAAGGGAGCUACAACACCCUGCUGAACAGAUUUAACGAGAGCGAGCGGCUUCUGAGGGAGCUUCAAGCGUCUCAUGCCAGUCUUGCUAAACAACUGGAGACGCAGAAGAAGAACCACAAAGCGCUGCAGCUCCAGCACGACAGGACGGCGUCACUGCUGAGGGAGAAGGAGGAGAAAGCCAAGGAGGAGGAGCAGGAGAGGAGGGAGCUGGAGGAGACGUUGGAUGUUCUGAGGAAGCAACUCGACGAGACCGAGCAGGCAAGGAAGGACGCCAGCAUCAAGAAUGGUCAGCUGGAGGGCAAACUGAAGCAGAGGGAGGACGAGCUGAAGAAGCACUCCAGCAUGAUCGCCAUGAUCCACAGUCUGAGCAGCAGCAAGCUAAAGAGUGAGGUCAACCUCUCGCUGUGAGACGCGCAGCACAAGGAAUAACAUUGUUUGAUGAUUUAAAAAUAUAUAUUUUUUAUGUAAUGAAUUAAAAUGUAUCUUUUUGGGUCAAUAAAUGUUGAUAAAUGUGA